This is a messenger RNA of Sardina pilchardus (European sardine), 1557 nucleotides long. It is a transcript of the gene ilkap, whose product is annotated as integrin-linked kinase-associated serine/threonine phosphatase. Gene Ontology annotation, molecular function: cation binding; protein serine/threonine phosphatase activity. Gene Ontology annotation, cellular component: nucleus; cytosol. The coding region runs from base 267 to 1313 and encodes 348 amino acids. Gene Ontology annotation, biological process: negative regulation of canonical NF-kappaB signal transduction; peptidyl-threonine dephosphorylation; positive regulation of canonical Wnt signaling pathway. The record is from RefSeq and is a predicted model, not a curated record. NCBI's taxonomy places the organism in Eukaryota, Metazoa, Chordata, Actinopteri, Clupeiformes, Clupeidae. The transcript is spliced from 10 exons.
AGCGCUGAAAGGAAGCCAUUACAGCAGAGACCGCCCAAUUCACCAAUUUGUCAGUGAGCAAAUUGACUAGUUUAGCCGAACCAAGUUUCCGGCAAUAAAAGCAGCGGUUUGAAAAUUGAAUUGUUCAAUGUUUUUCGCGAUGUUUUUCUAAAUCCUCAUUUGGCGAUAACGUUACCUGUCCGGCAAAACACAACACGACCAACACGGUGUAGCUAUCUAGCUGGCUACACCGCUGACUGAUAGCAUUGCUGCAGGAGAGGUAGGAGAUGGAUCUCUUCGGUGAUCUGCCUGAACCAACCCAGGUUUCAGGGAAGGGGCCAACACAGCCACCUGAAGAGAGCAGGGGUGAGAAGAGGAAACACGACGAGGGGCUCGGGAAAGAGGUGACUGUGGAAAAGAAUGAAGAGGAAAAGAAAGUUUGUAAAGGUCAAGCCAGGCUAAAGGCGUAUGUAGCUGCACGCAGAGGCGAGAGGGAGGAGAUGCAGGAUGCUCACGUGCUCCUGCCGGAUAUGGGCAGCAUCAUAUCUUCUCUACCGUCCCAAGUUUCUCGUCUGGCCUACUUUGCGGUGUUCGAUGGUCAUGCAGGAGCAAGGGCCUCCCGAUUUGCAGCAGAGCAUCUGCAUCACACCCUGGUCACCAAGUUCCCCAAAGGUGACGUUGAGAACUUGGACAAGCUAAUAAAAAAGUGUCUGCUGGAUACUUUCCGUCAGACAGAUGAGGACUUCCUGAAGAAAGCCUCAAGCCAGAAACCAGCGUGGAAGGACGGCUCGACAGCCACAUGUGUGCUGGUAGUGGACAAUGUGCUAUAUGUGGCCAACCUCGGGGACAGCAGGGCUGUUCUAUGUCGGUCAGAGCAGGGGGAGGACGGUGGGGAGAAGUGCGUCACCCUGGCCCUCAGCAAAGAACACAAUCCCACUAUUUACGAGGAGCGGAUGAGGAUACAGAGGUCAGGGGGAACAGUCAGAGAUGGCCGCGUGUUGGGGGUCCUGGAGGUGUCGCGCUCCAUAGGGGAUGGCCAGUACAAACGCUGCGGAGUGAUCUCCACACCGGACCUCAGACGCUGCCAACUUAGCGCAAGUGAUCGGUUUGUAAUUUUGGCCUGUGAUGGCCUCUUUAAGGUCUUCUCGCCAGAGGAAGCUGUUAAAUAUGUACUCAACAUCCUGGAGGACACAUCGGUUGCCGUGGAGAAGAAGGAGGGGCAGACAGAGUGGGAGGCCCAUCAUGACGCCGCUUGCCAGCGAUUGGCCAGUGAGGCUGUGCGGCGGGGCUGUGCAGAUAACGUCACCGUGAUCCUGGUGUCCAUUGAAUUCUGACAGGCACUCGUCCACCUUUCUGUCUCUCUCAAUCACGCCAGAAAGCACUGAGGUCAAUGAAAGAGCUGUGCUCUGCCAAAUAUGCCACACUGUUUAAAGACAUUUAGGGGGUUGUAUUCUCCAGACAAUUCGCUUAUGAAGGUGUUGUAAUCUGGAAAGGAAAGGAAUGUCAAUGUUUCAUUUGCGCAAAAGGGCACAUCGCCACCCCCCUGAAUAAUUCAAUAAAACUUCUACUUUUUUAUAA